Molecule: messenger RNA, 6963 nt
Organism: Alternaria burnsii
Lineage: Eukaryota; Fungi; Ascomycota; Dothideomycetes; Pleosporales; Pleosporaceae
Exons: 2
Coding region: 1-6963 (2320 amino acids)
Molecular function (GO): protein binding
Source: RefSeq, a predicted model, not a curated record
AUGUUACAGAUUUUCAAGAGACAUAAAAAGAGACGCUCCCAGGCAACUGAAGAUCCUCAAACCACAAAUAGACGCUCAUCCUCCCUGGCAUCUAUUGAGACUGACACAACAUCGUCUCCUCCUUCUACGAGGUAUUCAUCUUCGCCGCCGUCAUUACCAGUGUCCAAAGGCCGACCAUCUCCUGCACAGAUCAGUUACUCUACCUCCGCAGUACCUGAACUCCAACUCCACACAGUACCUGAAGCUACUGUAAGACCUGCUCCAGUAAUAAGGAACUCCUUGCCACUCUCAGCGUCAGCGUCUUCCACCUCGGCUGUAUCUACACCGACUCGUGUUAUUCCUACAACACCGAACUCAACAGGCCGUAACACACAGCUUGUUUUUGAACUGUCUCCUCAGCCAGACAGUCCAACUUCUCCAUCUCCUGUCCGCUCUCAACCAUACAAUCCACCCUCUCCAUCACCCAUCCGGCCCUCAGUGAGCGCCUCAGUCUCCACUGAAUCUGUAGAUACAAUCAAACCACUACAACCUUCGACGCCUAUCAUGCAAACAACUCGACCCACUUCAAGUCGGCAGCAGACAAACGGCGCGAGUGCGGUGCUGUCACCACCGGCUUCGCCUCAAGCUCUCUUCCGUACAAAGGGUCGUCUUCCAUCAUUCACAUCUUCUCGCGCAACUAGCGGGAACUUCAGCACAAUGAUGUCGUACAACAAGCGAGGAAACAGCAACAGCCACCAAACCUCAUUGGUCCAGGACUCGGCAGCCUCUCUCCGGAAGAGAAGUGCGGCCGAGUUAGGCGCAGGCGUUUACCAGAGCAUCGGCAAUGUCUCCUAUGUUGCGUUUCUUGAAUGGAUCAGGUCCGAGCGUCUAACCACACUCCCCCACAAGGGUAGUCGUUGGGACAAAGUUCUGAUCCGCGCGCUAUACUUCGCUGAGCAGCUUCACAAAUUCGAGCUAGCUGUGAGGCCCUUCGCCCAGGACAGCAGUUCAGCAGCCAUCAUCGGGUAUGGUCAUGCGCAGCUGCUUCUCGAGCUUAGCCACCACAACUCUGAGGCUCUUGACAAGGCUUUCUCCGUCUUCUACAAGUUCGCCAUGUCAUUCCAAUCGGUUCUGCAUCGUUCAGAGUUGUUGAACGCGAGUUCAGAAAUUACCGAACAGAUCUGUUUGUUGUACACAGAUCUUAUUACUCUUGUGGUCGACGUAGCAAUCAAGUUCUACAAGACCGUCAAAGGCAUGACACCUGGUUCAACCACCCUUGACAUUUUCGAGCUGUUCGGUGAAACAAUCGAGACCUUCCGUACCCGCCAGAAUAAUGUGGUUGAAUUGAUCUGGCAAUCUCAGAUUGAGAAGGGCCACUUUGAGGAAGAGGAAGCCAUCGAUGUUCAACAUCUGAGCCGAUGGCUAUCUUCGCAAGAUCGUGUGAUUGCUGCAAUCACCAGGGAUCACGAGACUUACGUAGACAACCAAGCGGAGUUUACUUGUCUCUGGUUCCUCAAGCACAUGACUAGAUUCUUCCAGAGCGACAACCGCGUCUUCCUUGUCACUGGUCAGUCAGGUGCCGGAAAGACGACACUUGCUGGAUCGAUCGUUGAGCGAUUGCAACGACCCAUGAGCAAGAAGCAAUACGACACACUUUUCUGCUCGUUAUCUCCCGACAUUCCGACUGCCGCUACAUCAUUAGCAGUGGUGAAGUCCUUGUUGUUCCAACUUCUCAAUCUUCGCAUUGGCAACAUGGGCGUAUACAAGGCUCUUUUCGACGCCUACCACCAAUGCAGAAGCUCCGAUGACCUCAAGGCCUACGAGGAAUGCUUAUGGCAUGCGCUUGGCGAAGCUCUCAGGAACCCUGUCAGUGGUGGCAACGAACUGGUGAUGAUUGUCGACGGUCUUGACGAGAUUGCGGCCUCUAACAGUGCCUCUAUUCAAGCUGCUGGCGUUGUCAGCCCUGCUGAUCUGCUUGAGAGGCUGGCUAAGGUCACUCAGCAGGGCAAGGGUGUAAGGCUGAUCACAUUGUCUUCUUCUAUGAAGCUGCCGUCUUCGGCCAAGGGGAUCCAGCAUCAGAUUAUCAACGAAGAUGUUCGUGACGAUCUUCACGCUGUCGCACUACGGGCUCUGAUUCACAACCACCACUUCCAUGGUCAGCGUCCUUUCGAACAGGAACAAAUCUUGGACCGUAUCAUUCGCAUGGCGAACGGGUCAUUCCUACACAUCACAUUGACUUGUGAGUUGCUGAAUACCCAGAAGUCACCAGAUGCCUUGAUGAAGACACUGGAGGGUUUUGAAUCUUCCAAGCCGUCUGUCCAGGACUUGAUUCUCAAGCUCUUCACUACUCUAAACCCGACCAACGACGCAAAGACAUUGCUAUCGUGGGUUUUGGCCGCUGAGCGACCUCUGACCAUCGACGAGAUUCAGACCCUGUUCUCAGUCGACGUACAACGCGGCACUAUAUCAGAAAAGGGUGUGAACACGAACGAGAUCUUCAAGACGCUCGCACCAUUGUUCACUCUGCAUCAACGCAUAGUCCGCUUCAAGCACCCCGUCAUUCACUCCACUCUGCAUGACUUCUCAGCCAAUGGAAAGAUUCCUAUCCCUCUGAAGGACAGCGAAACGGACAUGCUUCUCAGGGUACUUGCUUACUCCAAGCAUACUUUGAAGGACCACACAGCCGAACCGACUUUCGACACAUUUGAUCCUUCAACCCCCGACAGAUUAUUCAGGAAGCAUCCUUUCCUCGAGUACGCAGUGCGAUACUGGGUUCUUCAUCUCCAGCAGUCUCCUCUGGCUCCUAAGUCGUCUGGCGAGUUCAAGCCCACCGGCGAACUUCAGAAGGUGUUCCCCGAAAGCACCAUGUUCCCGAUUCUGGAGUCUUACUGCUGGGAUACCCAAUUGCCUAUCCCUGAGGCUCUGGAGUUACAGAGGCUUGUUAGCAUCCUUCGCAAGAACAUGCUCCCAGAGAACCACCCUGGUCUUCUCCAGACAUAUCUGUCAAUUGUCACAAGCUAUCUGCUCAUCUCGAACGUUACGGAGGCCACGAAGUAUCUCUACCUGUGUACUAUCGUCAGUCGUAAGGUCUUGUCGGAUAUGCAUCCCUUGACCUUGGAUUGUGCAAGCCAGUUCUUGAAGAUUACGGAGACUCAGACAACGACCACUAGGACUGAGAUCAUGACACGCCGUGAGGAAAUUUUGAAGGUGUUGAUUACCACCUAUGAGCGUCAAUACGGCAGCACCUCUGAGCUAGUUAUCGAGACUCGCAAGGUUCUGGCCCAGCUUUACGAGACCAUCAACGAACAGGAACGCUCCAUUGAAAUCUACCGCCUCAUUCAGGAUGCCACCAUCCAGCUUUAUGGCCGAGACUCGCAUCAGGCCCAUGAUAUCCAUGAUCAUCUCCAAGUGACUCUUGGAAAGGGCACAGGCGAUCGUGAGAUUGAGAUCUACGAUGACUUCUCUUUCGAAGUUGACCAAGAUGAUGAAGAGCACGUCGAGAUUCUCACCAUUUCUACUAUCAACGCAAUGUUGAUCCAGAUCCAAAAGCUUCUCACUAUGAAGAGGUUUGCUGAAGUCGAGAGGAUGUACGUUGAGCUCUGGAUGGAGGUCUCAUCCAAAUGCCGCACUGUCCAAUCUGUGGAAUGGCACGAGAAGAACAUUGAGAUUGCCACCUCUUAUUCGCAGUUCUUGAAGAGUCAGAAGCGUACCAACGAGUCUGUGGCUAUUCUGACCUCAGUCUGGCAGCAGUAUGAGUCCCAUCAUCUGUCCUUUGCGAAGAGCAUCGUUCAACGUCUCACAAGCGUUGCCAAGGAGAUGAGAAGCAUGAAUGCGCACUCUCAAGCACUCUCAAUUUUCAAGUUUGCCCAUUCCUAUUACCGCAAGUCCAGCAGCGAAGAGUCCUCUGAGUCGCGUGAAAUCAGCCAGCAACUUUCCCAGACUUCCAAUGAGCUCGUCCAGCAUAGUCUGAACAGCUCUAGCUCUACAACGGAAACUACGACGACCAUUUCGGAGUCUGUCUACCAAGACGUGUUUUUCACAACCAUAUCGAGCUCCAAGACUAUUGAGUCUAGCACUAUGGCGCUAGCCAAGAAGCUGGUAGUGCAACACAUGGCGAAGAAGAACUACACUGCCGCCAUCAGUGUUGUCCAUGCUACUCUGCAGCGUACAUGGUCUUCCUUCCUCGCCAACUCUAUCCAUGAUGUCACCAUGGCGACCGUGUUCACUCAGGAGUCAAUCGAGCUUGUCGAGCGCCUCGCAGAAUGCUAUCUGCAGACACGACAGCUUGAAAGGGUCGACGAUGUCUACAGCCGCUUCUUCCGCGCUGUUCUAGUCACCGAGAACGUUGACAAGGCCAUUUUCGAGAAGUCGAAGAACCUGUUGAUCAACUUCUACGACAAGCACGGCUACGCGGACAAGGCAAUCAGCACCUACCAGGAGAUCUUGGUUGUUUACCGCAACCGUCUGGGCCACACGCACGAGCACACCAUCCAGACCUUGUAUAUCCUCGCUCAGAGAUGCCGCAGCCACCCUCGCAACCAUGGCUACUGGCUGGACUACUACCUGCAGAUCCUCACGGCUCUCAACAAGGACUCUGAUGUUUGCCACAAGGAUGCUCUGGAUGCUAUGCUCGUUGUCACGGUCACCUACUGGGAAGACCGCAGGUACGCGGAAGCCGUAACCUUCUACAGAGUACUCUGGAACACUUUCGUCCGCCAGACCAAGCAGCACAAGGUCUUUACCGACGUCAAAUUUGUUGAGACACUAUACGAGCGAUACUACCAGUGUCUGGAGGAGACCAAGGCCAGUUGGUCUGAACUCUACAAGGUGACCAAGGAGUACCGUGAGACUUCCAUUGCCGUUUUUGGUGCUGAGUCGACCAUCGCUGUCAACGCAACCCUUGCGCUCGCACAGGUGGCUCAGAGCAGCGAGCAGCAUAUGUCGGAGGCCAUCUCGCUCUACGAGGCGGUCUCGCAGUCGGGUAAGCAGGUCAUAACCACUACCAGCAUCUCGGAGAUCAAGCAUGCACUGUCAUCUCUCUACUCCAAGCAGAUGCACUCUUCUUCUUCCAGCAGUAUGAAGGCCGAGACCGUGCAGCGUGCUUUGAGUAUGUCCGAGUCGCAGUUCGAGCAAUCCACGCGCGAGAAUGGAUACAGCCAUGAAUCUUCGCUCACAAGCUUGAGGGAACUCUCGUCUCUAUACUCGCGCCAGCAGAAGUCGGAUGUUGCGGUUAAACAGAUCUCAAGGACUGUCUCCGAGAUCAUUUCAAAGGAGACCUCCUCGCAGAAGCAGAUCGAGUCCGCCAGGUCUAUCGCUGCGACCUUCCAGGCUAUUGAACAGGUCAACACUGCGCAUGCGAUGGUUCACGAGCUUCACCGUCAAAUCUGCGCCAAGGACGCUCGCAACGCAUCCAAGUGGUCAUUUGACCUGACGAAGAGCGGCCGUACGGCUAUCGCCUUCCUCGCAUCUCUCCAAUACAACCUUCGUAAAGAUCUUAGCAUCAGCUUCUCGGAGAUCUACGCUGAUUUGACCAUGGAGUACAUCUACUGGGUGCAGUUCCACCAGACUCUCGACAACAACGAGAGCCUUACCAACAUCCUUCUGGCUGCCGCUCCUCUCCGUUACUUCCUGCGCCGCAACGACCAGAAGGACAUGAUUGCAGUUGUCGAGGAGCAAGCAGUUGGUCUCUUUGUCAAGCGUGACGCACAGGACUUGAAGGACUUCAGCAAGGAGUCGCCACGCAUCUUCAUCAUUGGUAUCCUUGACCAUCUGGGCAACGGCCGCAACAAGAACUUCAACCGCGCCGUUAUCCUGUCCUCUAAUGAGAGCGUGGCCAAAUGUACCAAGGCGAAGAUGUUCCACGAGGCAUACGACAUCGCCAACCUUGGCUUCCUCUACGCCAGCAAGCAUGACGGCUACAACGGCCCGCGUGCUAUCAGCAUGGGCUUCAAGCUUGCCUCGCUGCUUGUCGGCCGCGAUGGCGAGAAGUGCCCCGACCCUACUCUUCGUAAGAAGAUGCUGGUUCUCUCCAACCGUAUUGUCAAGAAGAUCUUCGAGAUUUGCAGGAACCUCAAGAUCAACUUUGCUCAGGUCCAGUUGUACGAGCUGAGCCACCUUUCGGUCCUCCUGGGCGAACAGGAAGACUACGAGAGUCUCGAGUGGCUCCUCACAACUCUCUGGCAGACACGCGACGCGCAAAAAUCAUGGCCCGCCGAGGUGCUCCUCAACCUUGGCCGCCGCCUCAUUUGCGCUCGCUACCUUGCCAACGAGGAGGUCAAGGCCAUCCGUCUCGCAGAAGACAUUGCCUACAACAUGCGCCGAGCCCACGGUCCCCGCGCUCCAGUCACCAUCGAGACGUACGAGCUCCUCGCCCAGCUCUACACAUCGACUGGCAACAAGUACCAAGCGCAAGCUGCCAAGGGCGAAAAGACCGCUGGCCUCGCCGCCGACUACUUCAAGAAGGCCAUUGGCAUUCACGAGGAUAUCCUCCGCGUCCUCGUCAACGACCCAGCCAAUUCCGCCAACGAGGACGAGGAUGACGAUGACGAUACCACCGCAGAGCUCCUCGCUCGCGAAGGUGUCAACGUCAACAACGCACCCAACUCGCCACCCUCUGCUGCUGUUGAUUCCGACGCGCUCGACAAGUCGGCGACAGCGCUCAAGCACCUUCACCUCCUCAAGCUUGCGUACCAGCGCUACGGUGGCUGGCCCAAGUCUUACGACGAGUACGAGCACCUCAACGCCCAGUUGUUCCGCGUGUUCGGUUCAGAGGGCAAGUGGAAGGGUGUUGAGGGUACGGAGAAGUGGGAUGCGAAGGCAUUUGGUGCUGGCAAGGCUGAGAGCCAGGAGGGUGGCUUCCAGGGUAUUGCGGACUGGAGUCUGGGAAGCGAUGAGCUGGUCUCUAUCGGUCACGGACACGGACAGGGUCAGCACACUGCCAUGGUCAACGGAAAUGCCAUGUUGCACAACAAGAGGAUCAAUUAA